UCUUCUACAUCGAACUUGCCUCACAAAUAACAGAUCUCUUCUGGUUCUCUCUGCAGAUUGCCAUGCAUAAAAGUAAAAGCGGCAGUGAUGCGGUCAACAAGGAAAUGUAUAAGCUCGAGGACUUCAUGGCCCAAUUCUAGAGUGCGCUGGAUGUCAUGCCCCAGCUACAUACUCUUGUCAGUCAACCAAUGCACCCGUGCCGCUUAUUAACCAAGUCUCCUACGCACUAUCCAAUAACUGCUCAACUCCUGAGUGGCGGUUUGGGUAGUAUCGCUUCCAACAUAACUCAGACCACCCACGCUCUCUUGCAUCUUGGAUUACGGAUGCAUCCCCCACGACAACCAAAGCUUGGGCUAACUCGUUUCCAUUAUGCCGAUAUACACGAACAGAGUGCUUUGCCUAGAAUAGGACUGAAAUAUCUUCCUUUGCUCUUCCCAAAAUUGACACAUCUCGAUAUGUGUAUCAGCGUUACGCAGAGCCGCAGAGACUUGUAUGAACUUCAAGACUUCAUCAUGAAAGCAAAGAAUCUCACACACCUUCGAUUGUGCUUUGAGAGGAGCUAUACGUCAUUCUUCGAGAUCGGACCAUCUUUUGAAAGUGGAUCCCACAUCGUUCUAAGCCACCCUGGAUCUCAUCUUCCCAAGCUGCGCUACCUGUACAUCACGGACACGCAGAUUGCGUAUCACAACUUGCUCCGUUUCGUCAAAAGGCACGCAAGCACGCUUAGAUUUCUAAGAGUAGAGGAAAACAUGCCACCGGAGAUAAUCGAGACAUUCGCGGGUAUGAUGAUGUCACAUAAACUGGAUUUGGAUGACCUUGUUGUUUUACCCUCUAACCCUGAUGAGUGUUUCCCGGUGAUACCGUUCGACGACGAUUUUAAAAACGGCGAGAUAUUACGGAACGGCACGGCGGAAGCAUAUGCCGCAACAAAUGAUCUCGCGUGUAUUACUGGAAUGGAGCCUCGCUACGACAUUAAUUCCUGGAGGACCGCAGCUAUCGUCGAUAGUCGAUACCCGUUUUCCUUACUAGGCUGUGUAGACCCAGGCGAUAUCAAAUUUUUAGAUGCAGAGAACGGUGACUGGAGAGAUCCGAGCGGAUAUACAUUUCCCAUCGAAGAUGACGAAAAUAUCGAUCAAGAUCCCGAGCAAGAUGUGGCCGAGGCUCGUGAACACGCCUCACAUAUGAAGCGAUUACGCGAAUCGCCGUGGUGGGUUUUCGAAUCUCUUUUUAAUGGGCAGCCUCUGCCAUUCCAUCGAACCGACGCUCAGAGGAUCGCUAUGCAGAACAACGUCGGAGAUCUUCCGGUGUGUCCAACCGAAGUAUGGCGGUUUCAGCAUCGCAAUGGAGAGGUCGCCUUCGCGAACGACCCGCUAGAGUAUUGGGAGGACUGGGAAGGUAGCCAAGCCGGCGACAGCGCUAUACCUACGCCGUACGGGUUGGAUGGAGGAAAUGUCCACUUAUUCAGGAUGGAAUUGUUAAUUGGGCAGAUUCCAACCCAGCAUUUAUUUAAUCCUAUGCAAGCACCCGAGGCAGAACAGACGGAAAUGCCCGAGGCGGGCUUAUAAAGCAUGAUCCGGUCCAAGUUUCGAUGGUGUUGCUAGGAUGUCGAGACUACACGCACUCCUAUUUUGGAAGCUAUGAUAAGUUGUAGAAGCGCCGAAUACCCUCAUUCAAAUACAUCGGUGGCCUAAGACAAGCCCUUGUUGCUAGAGUUUACCAGAGUUGGAUGACUAAUCCACAAUAUCUCCCGGUUCCUUUGUCAAGGCGCGACUGAUACCUAGGUACGGCGAAAUAGUUUUGUUUUCUUUAGGUUAAUAACAAUACAAGGGGCUGAAGCUCUUGGAA
Molecule: messenger RNA, 1845 nt
Organism: Annulohypoxylon truncatum
Lineage: Eukaryota; Fungi; Ascomycota; Sordariomycetes; Xylariales; Hypoxylaceae
Exons: 1
Coding region: 156-1565 (469 amino acids)
Source: RefSeq, a predicted model, not a curated record